Molecule: messenger RNA, 4288 nt
Organism: Daktulosphaira vitifoliae (grape phylloxera)
Lineage: Eukaryota; Metazoa; Arthropoda; Insecta; Hemiptera; Phylloxeridae
Exons: 10
Coding region: 504-3116 (870 amino acids)
Biological process (GO): G protein-coupled receptor signaling pathway; cell surface receptor signaling pathway
Cellular component (GO): membrane
Molecular function (GO): G protein-coupled receptor activity
Source: RefSeq, a predicted model, not a curated record
CCUGUUUUUAGUGAUGGGGAGGGAUAAUGUUUUUUUCAAGGAAUCCCUCGAUCAUCAUUGAAUUCAUUUACUGUUAAAACGUGGUUGAGUGUGUUGUGCGUACCGGUUCUUAAAUAUUGAAUGUACAUGUGCUCUAACAACAUUUUACUAGUAAAAAUUUAAAUUUAAUAACGUUAUAUAAAUGUUUUCUCUUAAAAAAGUUCUAGAAAAAGAAAUAAUGUAACAUUAUUGUAUUAAGAAGUUUUAUUGGAAUUGGUAAAACAAUGAUUUGUAUCAACAGAGGUUAACUACUAUUGGGUUAAAUUUUAGUACCUUAGUUCGUAUGAUGAUGAAUGUGGCAGUAUAAUAAAGGAAUACGAUAAUGAUAUUCUUAUAAACCUUCAAAUACAAAGAAAGACAACAACACAUUCGAUAUUUGUUUGUGUACAUAUUGAAUUACGAGCUGAACAAUAAUUUAUAAGGAGUCGUUUACUUUCUAAAUAUUUCCAUUUAGAGAAUAAUGAAUGUUUAAAUUUGCUACUGAUAUGAACAAAACUAUACGGGUAUUAAUCAUCGCAAUUUUAACAUCAACAGUGAUCACAGAAAAUAAAUAUACAUGGUGCAAAAUGAAUAACACCCUAAUAGUACCUUACAAUAACGUUACUUUAAAAAACGACUCAAUCAUAUGGACUAAUGGGGAAUCAUCUAAAAAAUAUUCGAAAUCAACUUACCGUAAGGUUGAUGUGGGUUUUGAAUUGUGUAUUUGUGCUGUCGAAUCGUGUGUGUAUAAAUGUUGCAAGGAAAAUGAAUUUUAUGUGCAUAACGAGUGUAAAGUAUUGGACGAUUCCAUUAAUUUCACUUUUAGAGUGCCAAAGUCUAUAAAUGGGUCAGGUUUCAUGGAAGAAUAUAACGAGAGUCAUUUUCAUAUAGUUUAUGGAAGACCAAAAUGUCUCAAAAGCAAAUAUAGAUUAAAUCCAUAUAACAAAAGUACAGAUAUUUUUCAUAUAUCUCAAACUGGUUUGUUAAUAAAAAGUACUAAUAAUAAGCCAGUAGAAACAGAUCAAUACUGUGUAGAAUCUUUUCUCAGCUCAAAUUUUCGAGUCUUACCUUUAGUAUGCUUCCAGCCUAAAGAUGAUCUUGUAGACGACUCUAUACAAAUAAAUUUAGUUUUCACAGUUGGUAUGUUAUUAUCUCUACCGUUUCUAUUCACUACAUUUUUAAUUUAUGCUCUUAUAAGUGAAUUAAGAAAUGUAUAUGGAAAGUCUUUGAUGUGUCAUGUUGCAGCACUUUUUAUAGCAUAUUCAGGCUUAAUUUUAAUUCAAAUUAAUUUCUUCCAACUUCACCAAAUCGUUUGUCACGUAUUAGCAUACAUUGUACAAUUUGCUUUUUUAGCCAGUUUUUUUUGGUUAAAUGUCAUGUGUUUCGAUUUAUGGCAGACAUUUAGUAACUGUAAACCACUUAGAGAAAACGGAAAAAAAAUUCAAUAUGAGAAAUUUACAAAACAUUCAAUUUAUGCUUGGGGUUGUCCAAGUGCUAUAUCAAUCAUUUCUUUAUACAUAGAGUUGUCUCCACAUAUACCAAAAUCAAUUAUUCGACCAGAAUUCGGAAGAGAAAAUUGCUGGUUUUAUUUAAUAUCAAUUUCAAACAUUUUUGGAAAUGGAAAUUUUAAUAACAGCUCAACGUGGUGCAAGAUGAAUAAGACGUUAGUACUUCCACUGGACAAUGUCACAUUAAUGGGUGACGCACUAUGGACUAAAGACCAGCAGCCAAAAACUUAUCCAAAAUCAGCAUACCGUAAAGUCAAGUCAGGAUAUAAACUCUGUAUUUGUGAAGUAGAACAGUGUUUUCGUAAGUGUUGUAGAAAUAAUAGUAUAUAUGGGCCUAAUGGAUGCAUAAAACGAAACGAAUCAACAUAUCCUACUUUUAAAAUCCCAAAAUUUGUUAAUGCAUUUGGUUUUAUUGGAGAACAUGAAGAAAACAGAUUUCAUAUUCUUUACGGAAAACCAAAGUGUAAUACCAGCCUUUAUGUACUAGAACCACAGAAAAAAACCAAUGAUUAUUUUAAUAUUACAAAUACUGGUCUAUUAAUACAACAAAAUGGUGAUAAAAUUUCAGAUCAACUUUAUUGUAUGGAUUAUAUUUAUGAUUCAAGUUUUCGAGUUCUGCCAUUAGUAUGUAAAAAAUCAGAAAACUUAACUAUCAAGAAUGUACAAAAAAACAAAAAAUCUUUUGUAAUGACUAUCAUUUCAAGGGUAGCUUUGAUUCUAUCUCUUAUAUGUUGUUUUGCUACUUUCUUAGUAUAUUCCCUUAUUAGGGAAUUAAGAAAUUUACAUGGCAAGAACCUUAUGUGUUAUGUCGGAUCUCUUUCUUUGUCAUAUAUAAACUUGUUUAUAGCUUCAACCGACCCUUUUAAAAAACCACAACAUAUUUGCAUAGUAAUAGCACUUACAUUUCAAUUUUCAUUCUUGGCUAGUUUUUUCUGGUUAAAUGUUAUGUGUUUAGAUUUAUGGCGGACAUUCAGAUUAAUAAGAAUACAUACUAAAGAGCGAGAUUCAAGACAGUUUAUAUUUUAUUCCAUUUAUGCUUGGGGUUGUCCAAUCAUAAUUUUAAUUGUUACACUGUCAAUUGAAUUAUCAUCAAAUAUAGUUAAAGCUACUUUAAGACCACAAUUUGGAAGAAAAGGAUGUUGGUUUUAUUCAAAAACCGCAGAACUUUUGUAUUAUUAUGGACCUAUUGGAAUUUUGUUGACUAGUAAUUUAUUAAUGUUUAUAUAUACUGCUGUUCUAAUCAUGGUUACACAAAUAAAAAAUUCAAAAAUACUUCAAGGAUCAGAAAGCGAUUCAAAUAAAAACAAAAAAACAAUAAGGUUCACCUUAUAUUUUAAACUUUUUUUCAUUAUGGGAUUAAAUUGGCUCACAGAUAUAUUUUCUUGGGCUUCAGGUCAACAUCAUCCUAUUUGGCGCCUAACAGACAUUGGAAAUGCAUCACAAGGAUUACUAAUAUUUUAUAUUUUUGUGUGUAACAAAAAAGUGAUGAAACUAAUAAAAAAAAAUUUUAUUUCAAAAACAGAACGCAACACUCAUUUAAAUAUCACAGCCAUUACAGAUUCUAAUUUAGUUGACAUGCAAAGCUUGUAAAUGCAUGAUUUUUUCUAUAUUUUUAGAUUUAAUGUAUCUCAUAUUUUCACAUUUAUCUAAUAUUUGUGUUUCAUGUAUUCCCAAAUAAUUAGUCAUCAUAGUUAACAUUAUUAGCUGAUUUUGAUAAUUCACUGCAACUAUUUUUAGGCUUAAAAUACCUUGUUAUUAGUUUCCAUUAGAAUGUGGAUUUUUAUAAAUUUAUAAAUUUUGUUAAGUUAUUCCAAAAACACAUCAUCAUCCAGUAAAAUAUUGUAUUAAUAGGCUUGAAAACUUAGUAAUGUGAUCUAACUGUAGUUAUAGCGUUGAAGUUGAUUACGGGACAUAUUCCAUUCUAAAAUGAUAAAUAUUUCUACACUACUGUAUGUUCCAUCAACAAAUUUGCACAAACUGAGUCCUUUUAAAAUGGCUCAAACAAAAUUAAUAAAUGCAUAUGAAUCCACUCUCUAGUUUUCAUUUAUUAAUUUACAUUUAUAAAAUAAUUUUAUAGUGAUCACAUCAAAAUUAAAAAAUUUCUGUCAUUUAUAUAAUAAUGCAAGUUCUUUAAGAUAUGUAUUGUCAUAAUGUGUAUUUUAUUCUAUUUUAAGAUUUAGAAGCAUAAUUUUAAGAUUCAUUCAGUUAUAUCAGGACCAAAGUUUAUUUUUUACAUGAAAAUGUAAACAAUUAUUAAAAAGUGUUUGUUAGUGUAAUAAUUUUAAUGUUUUCAUAAAAAUAGUCAAUAAGAUGUUUGUAUAAUUCUAGAUAAAUUUUUAUUGAACCAAAAUUUAAUACUGAAUAUAAAGAAUAACCAUUUACACACAUUUAUGAAAAGUUUUAAGUGAGAUUUUAAGUAAGUUGAUUUUUCCCCACCCUAAAUUUGUUUUAAUUGUGAGGGGCUAUGACAACUUUUAGGAGGCGUAGCCUGCUCUCUACUAUGCCUAUGAUAAUAACUAUUAUACACUUUUUACUUAUUGAUUUGUUUACAUAAAUUUUACAUAUUUUUCUUGUACAUAAUGGAUAUUAAAUAUUUGCUACUUUUUUAGUUGUAAAUUAUUUUUUUUUACGCUAAAUAAUACAUAAUGUCAACCCCCUAAGUCAUUUAUUUAAUCUCUUCAUUUGAAUCAUCUUGUAAUAAAUACAUGUGAUUAAUUUAAUAUCAAAAAAAAAUUCUUAAUAAAAUACACUAAGUAUGUGGA